Coregonus sp. 'balchen' is the source of this 13489-nucleotide messenger RNA. NCBI's taxonomy places the organism in Eukaryota, Metazoa, Chordata, Actinopteri, Salmoniformes, Salmonidae. The record is from the annotation of a GenBank genome assembly.
CAUUGGAUCCAUUUCUUCAUCUUCCCCCUCACCCAUUUCUUCGUCCUCCUGAGUCGCGUUCUCCUCGCAUUCGACGGCGGCGUCUCCCUCUCCGUUUCCAUUCUCCUCCUCGUUGGCCUCCAUGCUUUCUUCGACCGGAUCCUCGUCUUCUUCGUCUUCCCCCAUGUCCUCUUGAUCAUCAGCGGCCUCAGGGCUGUCUCCCUUCGCGGCCUCCAGCCCAAUGGGAUCGUCUCCAGCCAGGGCCUCUUCGUCAAGCGCGGCCUGCAGCCGGUCCAUCAACUCGGCCUUCAGUCCCUUGUCCGACAAUUGACGCUUUUUCAGCUCGUCCUUCAACUCGUUCACUUUCAGUUUUUUUACGUUAAUUGAACUCAUUUUUAUAUCUGUAUAAAAAUACUAAACUGAAACACGGUUUAAAAUGACAAAUACGGGAAAUUCUGUAAGGACGCCACGCUAUGCAAAUUGAUGUAGCUACUAGCUAUUUUUAACUGCGCCAAAUGGCAGUAGCGUUACUAGCACUUUUCAAUGGCAGAAGGGUUUAUCGGCGCAAAUGGUGGUACCAGACCCCUCCGGUAUUCAAGUGUUGGGGAAGGACUUGGGCGUGGGUUACCGUAAUAACUGAUAGAGCAGCUUAAAGGACUUAACAAUAUCCAAGCUGCCAAUGCGCAUUUUGGAGAUACCAAGCACUGCAGGCUACAUCUUUUUAGCCAUGAAAAUAAAUCAAUACAUUAAACAUGACCUCAAGGAGACACACACAUUCAAUUAUCUGUCCAUUUCCAGACCUAUACUGAACAGUGGAGGCUGGUGGGAGGUGCUAUAGGAGGACGGGCUCGUUGUAAUGGCUGGACAGGAUUUAAUGGAAAGGAGUCAAACGUGGAUUACAUAUGUUUGUUGUUUGAUGCCGUUCCAUUUAUUCCAUUCCAGCCAUUAAAAUGACCCUGUCCUCCUAUAGCUACUCCCACCAGCCUCCACUGAUACUGAAUGUCAGGUUAUUGAAGUAACAUAUCCACAAGAACACAGUAGACCUACAGUAAAAUAUGUUUCCCCACCGUUCUAAGAAUAGAUGUUCUUCUCGCCGACCUCUCGCUUUCUCAUCCAAUGGGUUUUGAGAAGGAGGCGAGGAGAGAGGAUGUUAGGAGUAUGCAAUUGAGAUUCUCCCAGACUCCUCCUUAAAAGAUCACAGAGAAUCACUCCAACUGCUUCCCAGACACUCCAACCAUAAAACCCACAACAUGACCUUGGGGCAGCAUGGGGUGCGUUCAGUUCGCUUGAACGUUUACUAUGUUGCGGAACGGCUUGUACUGAAUGACACGUUUUCCCAAAACGUUCUUGUACAUUCUUGAACAUUCUUGAACAGACUUUGAGGUACGUUUGCUAAGUUCGGUGGAUGUACCGGUGUGUGCCUUGAAGCGAUGACUUAGGUUAACUCUCAACCCCAAUUUCAGCCGUUGCCCAAUCCCUUCAAAUCUUCAAAAAAUGCAUUCAGGUGAGAAGUUGUAGGUGGGGGAAUUUCUCAUAAUAUUCAUUUUGGUGUUGUGUAAACAAAGUUGUACCUGAUCCCAACAUUUUCUCACUAAAGCACACUUACCAGAAGUCCACUGCCACGCUCUAAUAAUAUAUAUAUGUGCAUCACUAAGAAAUACAGCUCUGAACUGUGAGUUAGCUCACAGUGAUAAGGCGCCGAAAUCCUGACAUGUAUUGCCACUUGCGGUGUAGAUUCGAAUCCCCUACAGGCUGCAAAAUAAAUUAUUCGUAAUGUCACAUUUAUUGCGGCAUUGUGUUGGGAAGAAAAGUGAUAAUCACCUUGAAAAUUAAGAUUAUGGGCUUAAUUUAAUUCAACGCAUUAGCGAUUUUUACAAUAGUCAAAUUAACUCAGAUGGGUUUUGGGUACUGUAUAAAAACCUACAAGGACUACCAGGGCAACCCCUCUCACAGGUAUGGUUUCACUUUUCAGAAUUAGAAGUGUGUGGGUUUAAAGGACGUCGCACUGCUUGCUUAAAGGCGCUGCAUGGUCAAUCUGCUGUCUACAGUCGUGGUCAAAAGUUUUGAGAAUGACACAAGUAUUGGUCUUCACAAAGUUCGCUGCUUCAGUGUUAUGAGAUAUUUUUGUCAGAUGUUACUAUGGUAUACUGAAGUAUAAUUACAAGCAUUUUAUAAGUGUCAAAGGCUUUUAUUGAUUAUUACAUUAAGUUUAUGCAAAGAGUCAAUAUUUGCAGUGUUGACCCUUCUUUUUCAAGACCUCUGCAAUCCGCCCUGGCAUGCUGUCAAUUAACUUCUGGGCCACAUCCUGACUGAUGGCAGCCCAUUCUUGCAUAAUCAAUGCUUGGAGUUUGUCAGAAUUUGUGGGUUUUUGUUUGUCCACCCGCCUCUUGAGGAUCGACCACAAGUUCUCAAUGGGAUUAAGGUCUGGGGAGUUUCCUGGCCAUGGACCCAAAAUGUCGAUGUUUUGUUCCCAGAGCCACUUAGUUAUCAUUUUUGCCUUAUGGCAAGGUGCUCCAUCAUGCUGGAAAAGUCAUUGGUCGUCACCAAACUGUUCUUGGAUGGUUGGGAGAAGUUGCUCUCGGAGGAUGUGUUGGUACCAUUCUUUAUUCAUGGCUGUGUUCUUAGGCAAAAUUGUGAGUGAGCCCAUUCCCUUGGCUGAGAAGCAAUCCCACAUAUGAAUGGUCUCAGGAUGCUUUACUGUUGGCAUGACACAGGACUGAUGAUAGCGGUCACCUUGUCUUCUCCGGACAAGGUGUUUUCCGGAUGCCCCAAACAAUCGGAAAGGGGAUUCAUCAGAGAAAAUGACUUUACCCCAGUCCUUAGCAGUCCAAUCUCUGUACCUUUUGCAGAAUAUCAGUCUGUCCCUGAUGUUUUUACUGGAGAGGAGUGGCUUCUUUGCUGCCCUUCUUGACACCAGGCCAUCCUCCAAAUGUAUUCGCCUCACUGUGCGUGCAGAUGAACUCACACCUGCCUGCUGCCAUUCCUGAGCAAGCUCUGCACUGGUGGUGCCCUGAUCCCGCAGCUGAAUCAACUUUAGGAGACAGUCCUGGCGCUUGCUGGACUUUCUUGGGGGCCCUGAUGCCUUCUUCACAACAAUUUAACCUCUCUCCUUGAAGUUCUUGAUGCUCCGAGAAAUUGUUGAUUUAGGUGCAAUCUUACUAGCAGCAAUAUCCUUGCCUGUGAAGCCCUUUUUGUGCAAAGCAAUGAUGACGGCACGUGUUUCCUUGCAGGUAACCAUGGUUAACAGAGGAAGAACAAUGAUUUCAAGCACCACCCUACUUUUAAAGCUUCCAGUCUGUUAUUCUAACUCAAUUAGCAUGACAGAGUGAUCUCCAGCCUUGUCCUCGUCAACACUCUCACCUGUGUUAACGAGAGAAUCACUGACAUGAUGGCAGCUGGUCCUUUUGUGGCAGGGCUGAAAUGCAGUGGAAAUGUUUUUUUGGAAUUAAGUUCAUUUUCAUGGCAAAGAGGGACUUUGCAAUUAAUUGCAAUUCAUCUGAUCACUCUUCAUGACAUUCUGGAGUAUAUGCAAAUUGCCAUCAUCAAAAUUGAGGCAGCAGACUUUGUGAAAUUAGUAUUUGUGUCAUUCUCUAAACUUUUGACCACGACUGUACAUUGGCCGUGCAGCAUUUACGGUGAUACGGCCUCUGGAGAGUUAGGGCAUUUAUACUUCUUGCGCUUCACGGAGCAUCGCAGAGCUGUUGUGAUGGAAGUUGUCAAGGAAAUGAGUUUGUGUAUAUAAAGGACCUCCCGCCAACCAAUCAUGUAGAUGCGGAGCUAUACAACGCUAUAUGGAGCCCUCUGCGUCCCUACAACAUUUGAAGGUGUCUGUAAUAGAAUAAAUGUGUAAAAAGUGAAUGUAGACAUUAAUUCAUUUAUUUCUAUAGCUUCCAAAAUAUUUCGUACAAAGGUAAGGGAGUGCCAACACAGCGCCCCUAUUAGUAAUCUAGUUUAUAUAGAAAUCAUUGGGUGUUACCACCCAGCACAUCUAGAAGGGAGUGUAUUUCAUACUGAACACCUCCACAUCAUGAUUUCAAUGAUAGAGUUGACCUGCUAGGGGCAAAAGAGCUAGAUUUACUAGUAAACAACCAAAAUAUAUAACUUUUGCAAUGAACUGUCAAAAAUGAUGACCAGAAUUGACAUCUUUCACUAUAACUAAGUCUAAAACAUCUGGUGUCAUUAAAGUUACUCUUUAAAGGGCAGAGGUGCGUUUUGAAGCUACAACCCAACCCCUCCCUGUGUUUCAGCUGGUCAUUCAGUAUAGCAUCCUUUCUGGGAAAGUCCUACUAUGUUUUUAUCAGAGGAGUUUGCAUGGUGGGUGGAGCUAUAGGAGGACGGGCACAUUGUAAUGGCUGGUAUGGAGUAUCAAACACAUCAAACAUAUGGAAACCACAUGUUUGACUCCGUUCCAUUUAUUCAAUUUAAAAUGUAAAUGUAAAAUGAAUUCCAUUCCAGCCAUUACAAUGAGCCCGUCCUCCUAUAGCUCCUACCACCAGCCUCCACAGGUUUUUAUGUACUGAAUGCAGCCCUGGUUCAUGGAAUGUCCUCUAGACACACUCACAUAACUUCUCUUCUAGUCUGAAAACAUGUCCGCUAAUAUCUAAACAAGCAGGUCUCCCGAGUGGCGCAGUGGUCUAAGCUGUGCCACUAGAGGUUCGAAUCCAGGCUCUGUCGUAGCCGGCCGCGACCGGGAGACCCAUGGGGCGGCGCAAAAUUGGCCCAGCGUCGUCCAGGGUAGGGGAGGGAAUGGCCGGCAGGGAUGUAGCUCAGUUGGUAGAGCAUGGCAUUUGCAAUGCCAGGGUUGUGGGUUAGAUUCCCACGGGGGGCCAGUAUGAAAAAAAAAAAAAAAAAUGUAUUCACUCACUAACUGUAAGUCGCUCUGGAUAAGAGCGUCUGCUAAAUGACUAAAAUGUAAAAUUAUGUUAGGCACAAUCAUAUCCACAAACCGUUAAGAAACAGCCGAAUGGACAUGAAAUCGGUUUAUUUCACAUACAGACCAGGAUACAAAUAAAUAACAAGCCUAAGUGCCACGUCUAUAGCAAAGAUAAUUUUAUAACUACCCCAAGAUAGACCAGAGCCUGUUGUUUCCAAUGGGAGCAAAUUAAUCAUAGUGGGCAGAACAAGCAAGGAGGUGGGCAGAGCCAAGCACGAGCUAGUGAGAUACUAUUGGCGUGUUCUAGCAAUUAUUUGCAUAUUUCCGUUAAGGAACGCCUACUUUGUGAAGGUCGCGUGUGCAAUAACUCAAUUUUACCUUGCACUCCUUCUAAAUAAUAUGCCAUUUAGCAGACGCUUUUAUCCAAAGCGACUUACAGUCAUGUGUGCAUACAUUUUUACGUAUGGGUGGUCCCGGGGAUCGAACCCACUACACUGGCGUUACAAGCGCCAUGCUCUACCAAUUGAGCUACAGAGGCCCCACUAAACAACGCAAUUUAAAAAAAACUUGGACAAAACGCAGUCCACUCUCUUUGUUACAGAAUCUAGUUUUGGAAACAGAAAACUGUAUCGAGAUCAAAUUUUCAUCGUUAAGAAAAUUAGCAGAAUGUUGGCCAAAGUCCAUCUCGCUAAAUCUUCUCCCACUGCUGGCCACUGGGCUUCCUCUCAUCACCAUAUUUGGUAGGGAGUGGAAACGCCAACCGGAUGCUUCACAUUUAUACAUCUGGUGAAAUAUCUGGCACAUUGUUCUAGCUGUGUUUAUAGUUUGCACUUCACUGCCUCCCUGUGGACAACGAGGGGAAUGCACAAAGAAACGCAAUCAGUAGUGUGCCCGCACGCUCGCCUUCAUUCACAUCGCCACCACUAGCUCAACAUGACAAGUCGCGCAAGUUCGAGGACUUGGUUAGAAUAACAUAAUUGCUUAAUAUCUUUACUUAUUUUUUUUUUUACCCAUGUACAAAAAAAAAACAUGACUGACUAAAGUAGACAGCAUAUCCUUUAUCCUUGUCUUUGGCUUUGUUACAUUUUCCUUUAUAGUCAACAACCUAUUGCUAUGGCAUCUGUCACUAGGAGAGAGAAGGAGAGAUGUCCCACAGCAGGGAACCGAAGGUAUUGGGUAAGGAACGCUUGAUUUAAUAUGAACAAACAUGUUUUUUCACAUUCAGUAUUUAUCUUAAGUAGUUUAGAUAGAACUGUGCAACCCACAGCCUAAGUAUCUACUUAUUAUUUGAUGACUAAUAUGCUUUGAAAACAUUAGGUUGAAUUUAUGUUAUGAUGAUAUCAUGGUACACUCAGAAAAAAAGGUGCUAUCUAGACCCUAAAAGGGUUAUUCUACUGUCACCAUAGGAUAAACCUUUGAAGAACCCUUUUAGGUUCCAUGUAGAACCCUUUCCACAGAGGAUUCUACAUGGAACCCAAAAGGGUUCUACCUGGAACCAAAAAGGGUUAUCAUAUGGGGACAGCCCAUACCCUUUUUCAAACCUAUUUUCUAAGAGUGUAGUCAUGAUUGUUUUCUUGUCUGCAGUUUAUUAAGGAGGUAUUUGUGUAUAUUUCACAGACAACAGAUGCUCCUCAAUGUAAAUCAACCAGAUUCUACUCUGAGACUCAGACUGUGAGCGGUACAGUACUGCACGAGGACUGGAAAUCAACAGACCGCCCCUCUCCAGAGGGCGAAGGAUCCAACACCGACCCUCAUGGAGCUUUGUGUCAGAGGACAGAUUUCCUAUCCAGGGGGUCUCUGGCGGGACCCUGCGCCGGUUCCAGAUGUCCUGUGAGUGCCAGUGGAUUUGGCACUGUUGGACACACCGUGGUGGGAAGUUGGAGUGUUCGGAAAUCUGACGGAAAAGUUAUUUGUGAGCAUUGCACCGCAACUGUGGCUGCACUGAAGAGACAGGCACUGAGCCUCAUCAUUCCUCAAUAUGUCUUAUGCAAGGUAGGCUGAUCACUGCAUCACUUUCUCUGGAAAUGUGUUCUAUGUAGUAAGUAGUAGCAUACAUUGUAGUGAUACAAUAUACUUUAUAACCAAUGCCAUAUAGGAACAAUUUAAGAGGUUUUGAAUUUAAAUGGUCAGAAAAUGUGACUUAGAGGAUUUGCCAAAGAUUUGCCAUAGGUUUUAGGAUUUGCCACACAUUUGAGCUGUUUAUUAACAAAGCCUAAUCAAAAUGGAUUGUCACAUACUUAGACAUUUUUUUCUGAUUUUGAAUUUGUAGCAGACACCAGUUCUAGUCAUUCAGACUCAUAGAGGAUAUCCCUAGAGUGAACUGAUUCAAACUGAUAUAAAUAUUUUAAUAAAACAACUGAAACCCCUAUAACCUCAUCAGCAGAGGCAACAUAAAACAUUUGCUUACCUCUCCUACAGAGAGGGACAUGAAAUAGAACAGGAUGUUUUAAAAUAAACCACAGGCCAUUUAUAUGUGGAGAGAAUACCUCAUUUUUCAGACAAAGACAGUCAGUAGAAAUCUGAUAAUGGCUUCUUGUAGUGUAUUGACUUCCAGACCAGGGCCAUAAUGAGAUCUGUCCUGUUAUGAAUCAGAAAGAAAAUACUUCCUUAAAUAUUUAGGAGGGAGAAACAGGUCUCUGACAGCCUGGUCCGAGGUCUGUUUCCGCUGUUUACCAACUCCUAUGGUCGUUGUUUUGCAUGGUUCCAGAUCUGUUUGUCUUUUUGCUAUGACAAACAAACAACCAGAUGUUGUCUAUACAGCACAAACAGAUCUGGGACCAGGCUAGGUCUCUGAUGUCUCAGCUUUUGGGUUGGAGUUUGUUUGGGCACAUCUGCUUUUUCUGGUUGACUUUGUUUUUUGCAAUAGUACAGUAGUUUGGGACUCAGAAUGUGGUUCAUUGACGUUAACAGCUUGCGAGAGAUACGUUUUGGAACGGAAGUUAAGGGAGUACAAGGACACAGAAAUGAAUGUAUGCCAUGCCACCAUCUCUGUUCUAUGACAGAUGCCAUUAUAAUGAUUGAUUCUGGAAAUCAGGGUACUUGUUACCGUGCCACAUUUUGAUACAUAGUUUCCUCAAUGUCAGUCUUCAAUGGUGAUCAAUUAUCAACAUUUUCCACUUUUGUAAUUCACUGUGUUGGGUUAUUUUUGUGAUUUAAUUAGACUUGAUGCAUAGAACCAUAUUAUAUAUCCCUUUUACGUUCACUCUAUAGGAUUCAACCUUGUCAGCCUAUCUCCACGACAACCUCCAAGCCCACAGCACUACCAUAGGCAACUGGGCUGUGGAGGAGGAGCAGAGUGGCUGUGACGUCUGUGGUGCCCACCUGAUCCAGCUGAAGCAGGAGGCCAUCCACCUGAUCCUAGCCAGGGAGGAGCGUGCCAAGUGGGCCACUCCACCUAUCGCCAAGCCCCUUCCUGGAUCCAUCUCCACCAAAACAGCACAGUCUAGCCCCCACCUCUCAGCCUUUUCCAGGAGCCAGAGCACCCCUGCCAAGCCCUCCCCUGGAUCUGGAUCCACCACCUUCAACACAGUAGCACCAAACCCCCACCUCUCAGCCUCCAGCAGGACCCAAAACUCCCCCAAGACACACCCUAAGAGGGUCUUGAAGCCCUCCUCCAGGAUUGAUAGAUGGGUUGAGGAGCAGCAGCACCUGGCCUCCUCCAUAUCAAUGUCAAGCAAUAACGGAGUCCCAAUCUUCCCCUACCAGGUACUCUACAGUCUACAUCUAAAGCCUAUAAGCUGUAUAUCAUGACAUUGCUCUGAUAUGGUUGUAGCUUUCAUUAUUAUGGAUUAUAAUGGAGGCUAUAUCAACCAUUGAAAGACAAUGUCAUGACACAUCCCCUACCAGGUAAGGGUACUGUACAUCUAAAAGCUGUAUAUCAAGACAUUGCUCUGACGACUGUAGUAUCCGCCGUUAAUAUGACUUACAGCACAUUUAAAAAGUAUUCAGACCCCUUGACUUUUUCCACAUUCUGUUACAUUACAGCCUUAUUCUAAAAUGUAUUAAAUUGUUUGUUUUCCUCAUCAAUCUACACACAAUACCCCAUAAUGACAAAGCAAAAACAGGUUUUUAGAAAAUUUUGCUAAUGUAUAAAUUAGGUGCCUUUUGGCAAACUCCAAGUGGGCUGUCAUGUGCCUUUUACUGAGGAGUGGAAUCCAUUUGGCCACUCUACCGUAAAGGCCUGAUUGGUGGAGUGCUGCAGAGAUGGUUGUCCUUCUGGAUGAUUCUCCCAUCUCCACAGAGGAACUCCGGAGCUCUAUCAGAGUGACCAUCGGGUUCUUGGUCACCUCCCUGACCAAGGCCCUUCUCCACCAAUUGCUCAGUUUGGCCAGGCGGCCAGCCCUAGGAAGAGUCUGGGUGGUUCCAAACUUCUUCCAUUUAAGAAUGAUGGAGGCCACUGUGUUCUUGAGUACCUUUAAUGCUGCAGAUAUUUAAAUAAGUUAUUUCUGUUUUUAAUACAUUUGCUAAAAUUUCUAAAAACCAGUUUUUGCUUUGUCAUUAUGGGGUAUUGUGUGUAGAUUGAUGAGGAAAAUAAGUAAUUUAAUCCAUUUUAGAAUAAGGCUGUAGCGUAACAAAAUGUGGAAAAUGUAAAGGGAUCUGAAUACUUUCAGAAUGCUGUAACAGAGUAGAUCAUGGCACAUCCCCUGCUUGCACAUCCUUUUAUGGACUUAGCUAUCUGUAAGGCCUGAGGAGAUAAUGCUCUUAUAGAAAGUGUUGUCACUGUCAGCCUGUGAUUAGGAGGAGAGGAAAGGAGAGGAGAAACAAGAGGAGGAAAUGAGAGGAGUGGAGAGGAGAGGAGAGGAGAAACGAGAGGAGAGGAGAGGAGAGGAGAUGAGCGGAGAGGAAAGGGGGGAGAGGAGAGGAGGAGAGACAAGAUGAGGAAAUGAGAGGAGGAGGGAUGAGGAGAGGAGGAGGAGGAGAGGAGAGGAUGGAAGAGGAGAGGAGGGAGGAGGGAGGUAGGGAGGGAAGAGGAGGGGACUAGGGAGAGGAGAGGAUGGAUAGUAGAGGAAGGAGGCAGGAGGGAUAGGAGGGAAUCAGGAGAGGGGGGGAAGAAAGAGGGGAAGAGGGAAGAGAGGGAAGAUGGAAGAUCUGAAAGCAGAUGGGUGAGGUAGGGAAGAGAGGAAUAAAGGGGGAGAUAGGAGACGGGGGAGGGAAGAAAGGAUUUAGAGGGAAGGGGAGAGGAGGAGAUGAAGGCGGAAGAGGGUGGAGGGUCUAGGGGGGAAUCCUUUCAUUUAGAGUAGUAAGAGGAUAUUCUUUCCUGGAGAGGAGGGAGAGGAGCGGAGUAAAAAGGAUACUAUUUUAUAGAGAGUGUUGUUUCACUGUCAGUCAUGUGAUUUAUGGCGUCCAUCAGCCCCAAUUAGAUCCAGCCGGACUCAUAUAAAAAACGACUGGUGAAUAUUCAUAGUGCAGUACUAUAACCCCCACAGUGCUAGCCGGUUAAUACAGCCAGGACGGGAGUGGAUGGAUGGAAAGCAUUUGAGGGGCCUUUAGUAGGCUACAGUAGCUUGUUCAGACAGAGAUGCUUAUACUGUAUCUAUGCAUGCUUCCCAAAUGGCACCCUAUUCCCUAUUUAGUGCACUACUUUUGACCGUCUAUGGUAGGGCUCUGGUCAAAAAUAGUGUACUAUAUAGGGAAUAGAGUACCAUUUGGGACUCAGCCUACAGUGAGGGAGUAAAGGAUUUGAUUCCAUGCUGAUUUUAUACGUUUGUCCACUGACAAAGAAAUGAUCAGUCUAUAAUUUUAAUGGUAGAUUUAUUUGAACAGUGAGAGACAGAAUAACAACAAAAAAAUCCAGAAAAACGCAUGUCAAAAAUGUUAUAAAUUGAUUUGCAUUUUAUUGAGGGAAAUAAGUAUUUGACCCCUCUCAAUCAGAAAGAUUUCUGGCUCCCAGGUGUCUGUUAUACAUGUAACGAGCUGAGAUUAGGAGCACACUCUUAAAGGGAGUGCUCCUAAUCUCAGCUUGUUACCUGUAUAAAAGACACCUGUCCACAGAAGCAAUCAAUCAAUAUGAUUCCAAACUCUCCAGCAUGGCCAAGACCAAAGAGCUCUCCAAGGAUGUCAGGGACAAGAUUGUAGACCUACACAAGCCUGGAAUGGGCUACAAGACCAUCGCCAAGCAGCUUGGUGAGAAGGUGACAACAGUUGGUGCGAUUAUUCGCAAGUGGAAGAAACACAAAAUAACUCUCCCUCGGCCUGGGGCUCCUUGCAAGAUCUCACCUCGUGGAGUUGCAAUGAUCAUGAGAACGGUGAGGAAUCAGCCCAGAACUACACGGGAGGAUCUUGUCAAUGAUCUCAAGGCAGCUGGGACCAUAGUCACCAAGAAAACAAUUGGUAACACACUACGCCGUGAAGGACUGAAAUCCUGCAGCGCCCGCAAGGUCCCCCUGCUCAAGAAAGCACAUAUACAUGCCCGUCUGAAGUUUGCCAAUGAACAUCUGAAUGAUUCAGAGGAGAACUGGGUGAAAGUGUUGUGGUCAGAUGAGACCAAAAUGGAGCUCUUUGGCAUCAACUCAACUCGCCGUGUUUGGAGGAGGAGGAAUGCUGCCUAUGACCCCAAGAACACCAUCCCCACCGUCAAACAUGGAGGUGGAAACAUUAUGCUUUGGGGGUGUUUUUCUGCUAAGGGGACAGGACAACUUCACCGCAUCAAAGGGACUGUGGACGGGGCCAUGUACCGUCAAAUCUUGGGUGAGAACCUCCUUCCCUCAGCCAGGGCAUUGAAAAUGGGUCGUGGAUGGGUAUUCCAGCAUGACAAUGACCCAAAUCACACGGCCAAGGCAACAAAGGAGCGGCUCAAGAAGAAGCACAUUAAGGUCCUGGAGUGGCCUAGUCAGUCUCCAGACCUUAAUCCCAUAGAAAAUCUGUGGAGGGAGCUGAAGGUUCGAGUUGCCAAACGUCAGCCUCGAAACCUUAAUGACUUGGAGAAGAUCUGCAAAGAGGAGUGGGACAAAAUCCCUCCUGAGAUGUGUGCAAACCUGGUGGCCAACUACAAGAAACGUCUGACCUCUGUGAUUGCCAACAAGGGUUUAACCACCAAGUACAAAAUCAUGUUUUGCAGAGUGGUUAAAUACUUAUUUCCCUCAUUAAAAUGCAAAUCAAUUUUUAACAUUUUUGACAUGCUUUUUUCUGGAUUUUGUUGUUGUUAUUCUGUCUCUCACUGUUCAAAUAAACCUACCAUUAAAAUGAUAGACUGAUCAUUUCUUUGUCAGUGGGCAAAUGUACAAAAUCAGCAGGGGAUCAAAUACUUUUUUCCCUCACUGUAUAUCUCCAUCAGUUCAUUGGGGAGGGGUAUAAAACAAAAAAGAAGAGUAGUGGAAGAACUUAACUUUACCCUGCACCCUCCAACCCCCCCAUCUCAUUCCACAUGUCAGUCAUGCCCCAGGGUCCGUCAUGGCUCUAAUUGGUAUUACAUGGCUGGAUGUCUCCAGGAGCAGUAGAGAGAGGAGAACAUGGUUGUUAUCUUGCCCUAGAAAGCUGAAACAUUGAUGAGACAGUAGAGCUGCAGAGGGGGCCACUAUAAAACAAGUCUCUGGCUGUCAUUUUCGCUCUCAGCCAAGACUUCAUAUGAACACAUACAGGGAGUAGAGAGAAGGCCACAGCUUCCUGUCAAUGUAACACACACACACACACAGACACAGACACAGACACACACACACCAGGGAUGGAGGGAAGGGAAAGCAGCGUUGAGUUCAGAGUGGGACUCUUCACACACAUCCUCUGCCUCGGGAGUAUGUGCUGUGUAAUAGUGAGAUGCAGUACGUUCAGAGUAUGUUCAGUAGGGGCACUGAGUCUGAAUGUCUGAGUCAUGUCUCAAUUCAACCUAUCUAUAUGUCCCAUGUGUGACACUACUAGUCUAUAUGUAGAGCUAUAUGAUGAAUGUCCCAUUAACCCAAUGUGCUUUCAUCCUAAUGCCCCACAUCUACAGAUGAACCACUGAUGAGCCACUCUUGGUCUAAUUGCCUUAGUUCUACUCUGUGAGCUUUUAUUCAGUCUCGGUUGGUAUUAGGCAAAAUGCCAAUUUUAACCUUCUGACUAAUCUAGCCUGGUCCCAUACCAGCCAAUUCUUCUAUCAUUGUGAAGCCAUACUUUGGCAUGACAUUGAACAAACUCAAAGAGGAGUUGGCUACUAGCCCAAACAGACAGGACCGCCAGGCUAUGGAUAUUCUAAACCUAAAGAUGAUCCUUCUCCUUCUCUCCACAGUUUUCAGAGGAGUUCUCAGAGGGACAGAGUGAGACUGUGCCGGUUCAGAGCAGUCCAAUGACUCCUGCAACCUUCUCCUUUCUGGUCAGGUACUGUAUGUGUAAAGCUGGUCAGUUAGAUGUCUACAGAGUAGACAUGGGUUCCUUCAGGUAGCUUUUAAAUGAAUGAUUAAAACAAAUCUUACAUAAUUAAUCUGUUUCUCAAUCAUCAUUGAGAAUGUACCUACUGUGUUUUUGAAAGGUCCACAUCCUGUCUUUCCACAGGGCAGCCCAGAAAAUGAACCUGACGUCGAGGAGGAAGGGCCAAAGGUCCGCCCCCUCUCCCGUGGGUCCUCGCCCCCAUUACACCACCUGCUACAGGGGCAUCAUCCAAAGGUCUCCACCCCCAAUCCCCACCUGCCUCCUUCAAGCUGCCAACAGAGUCAAAGAUGCACCUAA